ACCGGUACCCCAGCUGUGGCCAUAUCAUUAUCAGUAGUCAACCCGAUUGGCGGCCUGUAUUCGGCAGUUCAUCGGUCGUACCCCUUAUUACUGUCAUACCUGUCCUCUACUGGUGGCCGACAACCGGUGCUCUCACUGUGCGAUCGGUUGAAAGUGUUUGCAUUCAUAGAGAGGCUAUCGAUGGGACUCACAAUCGGCUACUAUUGCGGCGAUUUUUGGAUGUGGAGUCUAUUCAUUCGGGCGCACAAAAAAGACCUCGAGUUCAGUGAUCUCUACCGCUGCCCAAAAUCAGAUGAGACACAUCGGGUCCGACAAAAGCUGGAAAUCGAAUGGAAUAAACAAUUGAAAAGUAAAGGCAAAACAUCGCUAUAUUGGGCACUAUUCGCAUCAUUCGGACCAGAACUUAUUGUCCUUUAUUUCCCCGAUGUAAUUAAGGAAUUGGGACUGAGUUUGUUUCAGUCGUAUUGUAUAGUUUAUUUGGUGAGAUAUUUCAACAAUGACCCCAACACUAGUCAGUGGUGGGCCACGUGGGCCGCCGUGGGUAUUGUGUUAACCGGAAGUGUCCACAUGUUUGUCCUACAUAUAACAGCAGGAUUGAGCAGCAAAGUGGGGGUCAGAAUCCGAGCCGCCUGUUGUGCCCUAAUCUACCGCAAGGCGGCGAUUGUGUUAUACCUGUUGUGGUCACACUUGCGGUGGGCGUGUCUGACGGGAAUGGGAAUACUUGCGCUGUUUAUACCAUUUCAAGUACUAAUGGGUCGUAUGUUUCGGCGUAUACGGCAAAAGACGGCCGAAUUAACCGACAGUCGAAUCCGUUUAAUGCAAGAGAUUAUCGCCGGAAUGCGUGUCAUAAAGAUGUACGCCUGGGAACAGCCCUUCGCACUAUUGGUGGAAAUCGCUCGCAAGUAA
This is a messenger RNA of Medioppia subpectinata, 906 nucleotides long. The record is from the annotation of a GenBank genome assembly. Lineage: Eukaryota; Metazoa; Arthropoda; Arachnida; Sarcoptiformes; Oppiidae.